AUGGGCCUGAGAGGCCAGCCGCUCUCUCAUAUCAUCGGUGUCGUGGCGGCGACGUUCUUCUUCCUCUAUGGCUACGAUCAGGGCGACAUGGGAGGGUUCCUCACAGUGCAAAACUUCUUGCAUCGGUUCACGCAAGUGGGUGUAGUCAAUUUUCCGGAUUCUUUGAAAGUCGCCCAAAUGACUGCCAUCACCGUUGGCAUCUGGAACUUGGGAUGUCUGUGUUCGGCCGUGAUGACCAUCUUCACGUCUGAUAGGUUUGGCCGCAAGUCACUCAUGUUCGUCGGACUGGUGUUGCUCCUCAUUGGUCAGAUCAUCCAGGCCACUUCAUUCGCUUGGGGCCAGUUCCUUGCUGGAAGAUUUAUCGCUGGGUUGGGCAAUGGCUUCAACUGUGCCACUGUUCCGGCAUGGCAGGCAGAGUGCACCAAAGCCCACCGUCGUGGUACCCUUCUCAUGCUCUCAGCUGGUGCUGCAAUUGCAGCAGGCAUGGCUUUCAGCUACUGGAUGGACUUCGCCUUCGCCUUCAUCGACAACUCUGCAUCGUGGCGAGUGCCCAUCGCCCUGCAGAUCAUCUUCAUCUUCGGCAUCUUCCCAGUCCUGGCCUUCAUGCCCGAGUCUCCACGAUGGCUCAUCCUGCAAGGCCGAGAGGACGAGGCUCUCAACAUUCUUUCAGCUUUGAACGACAUGCCCCCUGACGCUCAUGAGAUCCGCCAGGAGUUCCUCCAGAUCAAGGACGCUGUCAUCGAGAUGGCUCAGGCUAGCUUCAGGAAUGUCUUCAAGAUGGGCGACUACCGCGACUUCCAUCGUGUGCUCCUGGCCGUCGGUCUCCAAUUCAUGCAGCAGAUUGGUGGCAUCAACUUCAUGACCCAGUACUACGCCAACAUGUUCCAGCUUCAGUACAAGUGGGGUGCAUGGGAGGCACGAUUGCUCUCUGCCGGUGCCGGAACGGAGUUCUUCCUCAUGUCUUUCGUUGCUGUGUGGGCCAUCGACCGCAUUGCUGGCCGUCGAAGUCUACUAAUGUUUGGCUCCGCCGGUAUGACAAUCAGUAUGGUCAUCCUGACCAUCAUGCUGGAGAUCAACAAUAGGGCAUCUCUGGACGCUGGAACGGCUUUCAUCUUCAUUUUCUGUACCUUCUACGCCAUUGGAUGGCAGGGAAUGUCGUGGUUGUACCAAGUCGAGAUCGUUCCUCUACGGAUUCGAGGCCCUGCCAAUGCCUUGUCGACCGCAUCUAACUGGACCGCCAAUUUCAUUUGCGUUAUCAUUGCCGCGCCUGGAUUCAAGACGAUCAAGUGGAAGCUCUACAUUGUCUUUGCAUGCACCAACGUUGUCAUCCUCCCACUCAUUUACUUCUUCUACCCCGAGACCUCCCUCCGUUGCUUGGAAGAAGUCGACUACAUCUUCCAUACAGCCAACUCCUCCCCACACCCCUGGCUCGACGUGCGCAAGAUCGCCGCCGACAUCCCACUCUGGUACGGUCGCGACAUGGAAGAGGCGUACGACUACGAGGCCAGCGACUGGCAUCAGCGACACGUGCGCUUCUCGGACGAGGUCAAGGACUCCGAGGGCGAGACCACUACGCUCAGAGCCACCAGUGACGGUGGAUAUAUGGAGAAGCUGGCAAGUUCUAGCAGCGGAAGCGGAGAAGAUGACAAGCCGAGGGAAAAUGGUGAUCUGGCAGCGCCGAGUCCUAUUGUUGGUGCAAAUCAAAUCAUAUCAAAUCAAACCAGAUCAAAUCAAGGACAUUUUGGUCAGAGCUUACAGCAGCAUCUUCUUGCCUUCGCCAUAACAUUUGAUUAG
Messenger RNA from Zasmidium cellare ATCC 36951, 1794 nucleotides. RefSeq lists its product as uncharacterized. NCBI's taxonomy places the organism in Eukaryota, Fungi, Ascomycota, Dothideomycetes, Mycosphaerellales, Mycosphaerellaceae. The record is from RefSeq and is a predicted model, not a curated record. Gene Ontology annotation, biological process: carbohydrate transport; transmembrane transport. The coding region runs from base 1 to 1794 and encodes 597 amino acids. Gene Ontology annotation, cellular component: membrane. The transcript is spliced from 5 exons. Gene Ontology annotation, molecular function: carbohydrate:proton symporter activity.